UCAAGUGGUAACGGGUCCAAAAGUUCCAAUGGAAAGCUUAUAAAUAGUAUGUUUUGUUUGCCAGGUUCAGCCACUCAAUUCAGAAAAUUAUAACAUAACAACUAUUAUAAAAGUGUUAGAGAACUUAGAAGAACACAGAAGAAAGAAAAAUAGCGUCUACAACAUUGAGUUUUCAGGUCACUUGGCUGAAGAGACCAAGUGAAAGCCUGUUUUGGAUUAAACAUGGGGAGGCAUCAUAGCACAGAAAUGUUAUUGUUCCUGGUUCUUCUCUGUGUAUGCAUAUCAAACAUGAGUGGUAUUACCUUUGGCUGCAUCGAAAAAGAGAGACAAGCUCUCCUAAACUUGAAACAAAGCUUUCAAGAUCCUUCACACAAGUUGUCCUCCUGGCAAGGUCAAGAUUGCUGCCAAUGGAAAGGAGUAGCCUGCAAUCAAACCACGGGUCAUGUUGUCAAGCUUCGUCUCAGAUCCUCAUCAAUGGAUUAUCCAUUUUCACCUUAUUAUUCUUAUGAUUAUUAUGAAGAUUAUUAUCAAUGGUUUACUACUCAUCUGCCUGACUUACAAGCUAAUGAGUUGAGCUCUAAUUUGUUGGAGCUGCAACAUCUCAACUACUUGGAUCUCAGCGGAAACAACUUCAGUUAUAGCAAGAUUCCCAACUUCUUUGGCUCAAUGAAGAAUCUAAAGUAUCUAAAUCUGUCUCAGGCCGAUUUUGGUGGAUUGAUUUCUCUUCAAUUUGCAAAUCUUACUGGCUUGCAAGUUCUUGAACUUAAUGAUCUUUUCCAUGUUAGUACUCGUACUUUCCAGUGGGCUUCAAAUCUUUUGUCUCUCCAAUACCUUGAUAUGAAUUCGGUAAAUUGUUCGAAUGCAUCAGAUUUAAUGCAGGUACUUACCAACCUUCCUUCUCUGUCACAUAUCAGCCUAUCUGGUUGUAGUCUAAAUAUGGUCAAUUUUCCUUGGCGUUCGAUCAAUUCCACCUUCUCUGCUAGUGUUCGAUACCUAGACCUUUCCAGGAAUUAUCUUGGAAGAUCAAUUCUUAAUGAUCUAAAAAAUAUGACUUCUCUUGAAUUACUUGAUCUUUCGUCCACCUUUCUCUAUGCUACUAGUUCCUCAAUUCCAACCUGGUUGGGUGAUCUUAAGAGCCUUGUUUACCUUAAUCUUGCAUUGAAUAAUUAUGAUAGCUUUGAAGGAGAAGGUGGCUUGCUGUACAUAAUAAAUAAUGCUUGUUCCUUGAAGGUAUUAGAUUUGUCACAUAACAAAAUUAGAGAAGGGUUAGAGCCUCAUCAAAAUUCAAGAAAAUGUGUCAAAUAUAAUCUAGAGAUAUUAAAUUUAGAAGAUAACGAAAUGGGUGGUCCUUUGCCUGAUUGGUCAGAGCAACUAAAAUUUUCAAGGUACCUUGACCUUUCCCAUAAUUUAUUUCAUGGUCCAAUACCAUCAUCACUUGGAAAGCUUUCAUUUUUGAAAGUAUUAGAUCUAUCCUUCAAUCAAUUAAUAGGGUCAAUUCCAGAAUCUUUGGGAAGAUUGUCGAGUUUGAGAAGAAUUGAUCUUUCUCACAAUGGGUUGACUGGGAUUAUUCCAAAAACAAUCGGGAGAAUGUCAGUUUUAAAGUGUUUAGCUUUGUCAUAUAACAAUUUGAAUGGGGUAAUUCCAGAAACAUUGAUAAAAUUGUUAGUCUUAAAGUGGUUAGACCUGUCAUAUAACAAUUUGAAUGGGGUCAUUCCAGAAACAUUGGGAAACUUGUCAGUCUUAAAGAUGUUAGACCUGUCAUAUAACAAUUUGAAUGGGAUCAUUCCAGAAACAUUGGGAAAAUUAUCAGUAUUAGAUGGGUUACGUUUGUCAUAUAACAAUUUGAAUGGGGUCAUUCCAGAAACAUUGGGAAAAUUGUCAUUAUUGAUGUGGUUAGAUCUUUCUAGAAAUCAAUUAAAUGGAAGCUUGCCUAAAUCAAUUGGAAAAUUAGAAUUCCUACAAUCCUUGGAUAUCUCAUCAAAUUUAUUGGAAGGUAUUGUAUCUGAGGAUCACUUUGCUAACCUUACAAGGUUGGGAGAGUUGCGCAUUGAUUCCAACAAUUUCUCAUGCCAAGUUAAUUCAAAUUGGAUCCCUCCUUUUAGUCUCUAUUACAUCAACAUGGCUUCUUGCAAAGUUGUAGGGUCUCAUGGAGUCCCCCAAUGGCUUCAGACACAAAGGAAAGUCUUUCAAUUGAAAGCCUGUUUUGGAUUAAACAUGGGGAGGCAUCAUAGCACAGAAAUGUUAUUGUUCCUGGUUCUUCUCUGUGUAUGCAUAUCAAACAUGAGUGGUAUUACCUUUGGCUGCAUCGAAAAAGAGAGACAAGCUCUCCUAAACUUGAAACAAAGCUUUCAAGAUCCUUCACACAAGUUGUCCUCCUGGCAAGGUCAAGAUUGCUGCCAAUGGAAAGGAGUAACCUGCAAUGAAACCACGGGUCAUGUUGUCAAGCUCCAUCUCAGAUCCUCAUCAAUGAAUUUCUCAUUUUCAAAUUAUUCAUAUCCACUUGUUUCUUAUUCAUAUCCACUCGUAGACUGCAAUGAAGAUUAUUCAUAUUCAUAUUCACCUUAUACUCAUCUGCCUGACUUACAAGCUAAUGAGUUGAGCUCUAAUUUGUUGGAGCUGCAACAUCUCAACUACUUGGAUCUCAGCGGAAACAACUUCAAUUAUAGCAAGAUUCCCAACUUCUUUGGCUCAAUGAAGAAUCUAAAGUAUCUAAAUCUGUCUCAGGCGAAUUUUGGUGGAUUGAUUUCUCUUCAAUUUGAAAAUCUUACUAGCUUGCAAGUUCUUGAUCUUAAUGGUCUUUUCCAUGUUAGUACUCCUACUUUCCAGUGGGCUUCAAAUCUUUUGUCUCUCCAAUACCUUGAUAUGAAUGGUAUGAAUUGUGGGAAUGCAUCAGAUUUAAUGCAGGUGCUCACCAACCUUCCUUCUCUGUCACAUAUCAACCUAUCUGGUUGUAGUCUUAAUAUGGUCAAUUUUUCUUGGCGUUCGAUCAAUUCCACCUUCUCUGCUAGUGUUCGAUACCUAGACCUUUCCGGGAAUUUUCUCGGAAGAUCAAUUCUUAAUGGUCUAAAAAAUAUGACUUCUCUUGAAGUACUUGAUCUUUCGUCCACCUUCUAUACUAGUUCCUCAAUUCCAACCUGGUUGGGUGAUUUUCAGAGCCUUGUUUACCUUAAUCUGGCAUGGAAUAAUUAUGAUAGCUUUGAAGGAGAAGGUGGCUUGCUGUACAUAAUAAAUAAUGCUUGUUCCUUGAAGUUAUUAGAUUUAUCAGUAAACAAAAUUAGAGAAGUGUUAGAGCCUCAUCAAAAUUCAAGAAAAUGCAUCAAAUAUAAUCUAGAGAUAUUAAAUUUAGAAGAUAACGAAAUGGGUGGUCCUUUGCCUGAUUGGUCAAAGCAACUAAAAUUUUCAUGGUACCUUGGCCUUUCCCAUAAUUUAUUUCAUGGUCCAAUACCAUCAUCACUUGGAAAACUUUCAUUUUUGAAAGUAUUAGAUCUAUCCGCCAAUCAAUUAAUAGGGUCAAUUCCAGAAUCUUUGGCAAGAUUGUCGAGUUUGAGAAAAAUUGAUCUUUCAUACAAUGAGUUGACUGGGAUUAUUCCAAAAACAAUCGGAAGAUUGUCAGUUUUAGAGUGUUUAGCUUUGUCAUUUAACAAUUUGACUGGGAACAUUCCAGAAACAUUGGGAAAAUUGUCAGUCUUAAAGUGGUUAGGUUUGUCAUCUAACAAUUUGAAUGGGGUCAUUCCAGAAACAUUGGGAAAAUUAUUAGUCGUAGAGGGGUUAGAUUUUUCAUAUAACAAUUUGAAUGGGGUCAUUCCAAAAACACUGGGAAAUUUGUCAUUGGUGAGGGGUAUUGAUCUUUCUAGAAAUCAAUUAAAUGGAAGCUUGCCUAAAUCAAUUGGAAAAUUAGAAUUCCUACAAUCUUUGGAUAUCUCAUCAAAUUUAUUGGAAGGUAUUGUAUCUGAGGAUCACUUUGCUAACCUUACAAGGUUGGAAGCGUUGCUCAUUGAUUCCAACAACUUCUCAUGUCAAAUUAAUUCAAAUUGGAUUCCUCCUUUUAGUCUCUAUGACAUCAACAUGGCUUCUUGUAAAGUUGUAGGGUCUCAUGGAGUCCCUCAAUGGCUUCAGACACAAAAGAAAGUCGUUGAAUUGAAUCUCUCAAAUGCUAAUAUUAUUGGAACAUUUCCAAAAUGGCUUCAGAACAUGUCAAGCAUCGUCUUUCUGGAUCUCUCUAUGAACCAAAUCAGCGGACACCUUCCUAUGAAUAUUGGUUCUUUGUCUUCUGCGAGGUAUUUAAAUCUUGGCAACAAUCUGAUAAAUGGUUCAAUUCGAGAGUCAUUAUGCGAAGUAGAAUCUUUAGACACUCUAGAUCUUUCGAGAAACAAGCUUUCUGGGAUAUUGCCUAAUUGUUGGAGAGGGAGCCAAUCCGUGGAAGUCAUCAAUCUUUCAUACAAUAAGUUGUCAGGGACUAUUCCAAGCUCAAUGGGGAACUUAUCACAACUGAAACGAUUGCAUAUGAAUAAUAACAUCUUUAAUGGGGAACUUCCUUUGGCCUUGAGGAGUUGCUCUAAAAUGAUGCUUCUUGAUCUUGGCGAUAAUAACUUUUCUGGACCUCUACCAACUUGGAUUGGAGGACAUAGCUUCCGGAACAUAACAAUUUUGAGGUUACGCAAGAAUACGUUUAGUGGAAGUAUCCCUUUAAAUUUUUGCAAGCUCUUGGCACUGAGCAUUUUAGACCUUGCAAAUAACAAUUUGAGAGGAAAAAUUCCUCAUUGCUUUGGCAAACUCACUGGAAUGAUUGUAGUGAAGGUUUCACAAGAGUUAAAUGUAUCUGGAUGGGAAAGCGCGAAGGUUUCACAAGUGUUAAAAGGAAGAGACUUAGAGUAUACAAAAAUACUGCUACUUCUUGAUAAUUUGGACCUCUCAAGCAAUAAGCUAGUUGGGAUAAUUCCAAAAGAGCUAUGUGUGUUAUCUGCCUUGCGUGGUUUGAAUUUGUCCCAUAAUCAUUUGUCAGGCAAUAUUCCUAACAAUAUUGAAGAGUUGAAGUCCUUGGAGUCUCUUGACCUUUCAAACAACAAACUUGUUGGUGCAAUUCCCCAAAGUAUGGCCAAUUUGAUGUCACUAAACAAGCUCGACUUGUCUUACAACAAUCUGUCAGGCAAGAUUCCAACAGGACCUCAACUUCAAACACUGGAUGAUCCAAAUAUCUAUGCUAGCAACGAUGAACUGUGUGGAGACCCAUUGCCAAAGAAAUGUUCUGGAGAUGAUGAUCGGAGAAAAAAUGCCCACGAAGAUGAUGAUGACUACAAAGAAAGUAGGAUCGAAAGAAUAUGGUUUUACUGUGUGGUAACACUUGGAUAUGCAGCUGGAUUAUGGGGAUUAAUUGGGAGUCUUGUUUUCAACAGAAACUGGAGGCAUGCUUUUUUUCGUUUCACUGAAAACACUAUGGAUUGGAUUCUUGUGACAGUAGAAGUGAAGAUUGGGAGACUGAAGAAGAGCAUCAUGAAGUGGACCAACUAAUAAAGAUUUCUACUGAUAACAUGUAUUUCUCUAUGUGUAUGUACGUACUUCAUAGGACGAUCGAUCCUCUCAGUUUGUGUAUUUCAUCUUAAUUUAUGCUGUCUUGUAUUGUUUAAGUUGUAACCUAUUGCCACAAUAGUUUGUCAAAGAUUCCUCAUUUGCUUCAA
This is a messenger RNA of Humulus lupulus (European hop), 5675 nucleotides long. Its product is annotated as receptor-like protein EIX2. Gene Ontology annotation, molecular function: protein binding. The transcript is spliced from 2 exons. The record is from RefSeq and is a predicted model, not a curated record. Lineage: Eukaryota; Viridiplantae; Streptophyta; Magnoliopsida; Rosales; Cannabaceae. The coding region runs from base 223 to 5508 and encodes 1761 amino acids.